AUGCCUCCUAAAGUCGCUCCAUUGGAGUCAAAAAAGGUUCGCGCAAAGGAACGAAGACAAUUCACAAUUCUAUCGAAAAUUACGGAAAAGAUUGUCGAAAAAGCCAAGUCAGAAACGCCAAGUCAAGAGGAGCUAGAACAACUCGAAGCUGCAAUACCGAAACUCGAAAAAAUAAUUGACGUGAUCGAACAUCUGGACAGCCUGAUUAUAGACGAAGUGACAGCUGAGAACAAUAGCUUUGACGGAGAAACGGAACAGGACGAGUCGACAGACCUACUGUUACGGAACUUACAAAAAAUCACUCGUGCAAAGAAGGUGAUAACAAAAUACGAUAAGAGCAAUGCCAAAACGCCGUCUAAACCUACAUCUACAUCAAGCAAGACGCUAACGUCUAAGCUCCCGAAGCUUUCACUUCCGAGAUUCAGUAGUGUCAUCACAGAAUGGCAGCCAUUUUGGGAACAAUUUGUCGUGGAAAUACAUACGAAUCCAAACCUUACAGACGUAAAUCGAUUCGAUUACCUCUACGGAUUGCUCGACGGAGAUGCCCUGGAUACCGUACGGGAUCUCCUACCUUCAUCCGCGAAUUACGUAACGCUUAAAGAAACGCUUUGUGAAACCUUCGGAAGGGAACGAAAAGUAAUCCAAGCUUACGUUCUGCGACUGAUUCAUUUGGAUAAGCCCGAAUUGAAAGGAACGAGUUUACGGUCUUUUUAUAACAGCAUUAAGACAGACUUACGUAGCCUAGCAAAUCUUAAAGUGUCAGUGAACGAAUCACCGUCUAUUAUUGUGCCGAUCAUCGAAGAUAAGUUGCCAAAUAAGAUCAAAGGCAAUAUUGCUGACAUUGACAGAGAAAGACGAUACAAUUUAGAUACAUUCCUAGAAGCGUUAAAAAGACAGGUGGAACGGUAUGAAAACGAAAGCAGUGAACCAGAACAUUCCAAAGUCAGUAGUACACUUGCUGGUCCAUCUAACACUUACGUCGCAGUGGUUUCAGAUCAACGGAAAACGAACUGUGUAUAUUGCAAUGGGUCACACAGAUCUGUAGAUUGCAAAUCGGUAGCUGACUAUGAAAAACGGCAACAGGUGGUGAAACAAAAACGCUUGUGUUACAAUUGUUUAAAGCCACACUUACUGAAAGACUGUAAGUCUACUAGCACGUGUAGAGUUUGUAGGAGGCGGCAUCAUACCUCUCUUUGCAAAUCUAACGUCAAUGGGAACUCUAACGAUAGAGGAUCUCGAGACACACCAGUGAACAAAGGCUCAUCUCCAACGCAUUCGAAGGAUACACCUACUCACGAAGGCACAUCCCAAAAUGCAAAAGCUCAUGUGAAAACCGUUUCAACAGAAAACAUUCUGAGUGCAGAUUCCGGAUCAGUUCUAUUGAUGACAGCAGUAGCGGAUAUUUCAGCAACCGGAGAUGAUGCUGAAUCGUGUACGUUCUUAUUCGAUGGAGGUGCAACACGUACUUUCGUUACUCAAGAGACAGUAGCAAAACUUAACCUUCCCAUCGUCGGCCAAGAAAGUGUCAAUCUAGAGGUUUUUGGCGGGAACUCUUCAGAAGCCAAAAUCUGUGACAAAGUGAACUUUCAGGUACACACAUCGAACAAUGGAACUGUUGUAAUCAGAGACGCACUUGUAGUGCCAGUAAUUACGGCUCCAGUCAAGAAUCGCAUCAACCCGUCGCUCCUGAGAUUAACACAUCUUCAUGGAUUACGUCUUGCGCAUCCGUUGUCAAAUGAAAAUUCGUUUGACAUAUCAAUUCUAAUCGGGAGUGAUUUCUACUGGGACUUUGUCGAAGGACCGAUAGUCAAAGGCAUAGGACCAAUAGCCGUCCAGUCGAAACUUGGUUACAUGCUUUCGGGACCUGUCGACCAAAGCAAUACGGUUUCUAAUCGACCUCACAUUCUAAACGUCUCUAAUAAAACGAGGGACGACGAAAUUCGCUUGCAACAACACUGGGAUUUAAUAGAAACACUCGGUAUUACUGAUGACUCUAUUGAUCCCGUACCAUUGGAUUACAAAUCGUAUUGUGAAACUCACUUGCAUUACACUGAGAAUGGUUACGUCUCUCAACUCUCAUGGAAGGUUGAACACGCACCAUUGCCAACCAAUUACAAUGUCGCACUCAAACGGACUCGUAACAUGGUUCGGAAACUAACACCCGAGUUAUGUCAGGUGUACGAUGACAUUCUUAGUGAUCAGAUCAAACGUGGUUUCAUAGAAGAAAUCAUUGAUGAUGACAUCACAACAGGCCAUUACCUGCCGCACAGAUCUGUCAAACGAGACUCUAGUACGACUCCUAUAAGGAUCGUUUAUGACUGUAGUUGUAAAGUUGGGGAUAGCCCCAGCCUUAAUGACUGCCUCGAAACCGGCCCUGCUCUUCAAAAUGACCUGCCAUCUAUUCUGAUGAGAUUUCGCUUACACAACUAUGGAUUGAUAUGCGAUAUCGAGAAAGCUUUCUUAAACGUUGGACUCGAUCAGAAAGAUCGGAAGUUUACCAAAUUUCUUUGGAUAUCUGACGUCAAUGAUCCGAACAGUGACUUUAAAGUAUUUCAGUUCAAGGUGGUUUUGUUUGGUGCCGUUUGCAGUCCGUUUAUUUUAAACGCUACAGUGAAAGCGCACUUAGAGAAACAGGACACUCCUUUGUCAACAAACAUCAGAGACAACAUUUACGUCGAUAAUGUAGCUUCAGGAGUGGAGAAUGUACCCGAAGCUUUGCAGUACUUCGCAGAAUCCAGGACAUACUUACACUCUGGUGGAUUCAAUCUUCGCAAGUGGUCAUCGAAUUGCCCUGAACUUCAAGAAAAGGCGAAAUCGGAGGGAGUUUUAUGUCCAAACAAGGAAGUGAACGUUCUCGGUAUCAAAUGGGAUACUGAGCAGGACUCACUCUCUUUUGCUCAUAAAGUCUCUGAGCUUCCACUAGAUCACCGGUUUACGAAACGUGACAUUGUGCGGAUUACCAGUAGCAUUUUCGAUCCACUUGGAAUAGUUUCGCCCGUACAUAUACGCGCCAAGACAUUUAUACAGAAACUGUGGUCACGUGACAUCGGCUGGGACCAGCCCAAUGGGACCAGCCCAUACACAAUGACCUUGUUGAGACAUGGAGUGAGUUAA
This is a messenger RNA of Lineus longissimus, 3114 nucleotides long. RefSeq lists its product as uncharacterized. The coding region runs from base 1 to 3114 and encodes 1037 amino acids. Lineage: Eukaryota; Metazoa; Nemertea; Pilidiophora; Heteronemertea; Lineidae. The record is from RefSeq and is a predicted model, not a curated record. The transcript has a single exon.